Messenger RNA from Lactuca sativa (garden lettuce), 2610 nucleotides. Lineage: Eukaryota; Viridiplantae; Streptophyta; Magnoliopsida; Asterales; Asteraceae. The record is from RefSeq and is a predicted model, not a curated record.
AUGGAAUUCAAUCUCAUCUUUGUGAUGGGUCUUCAAAAAGAGUGGAGGAGUGUGAGUAUGAUGGUCAAAAAUCAGCAAAGUUUUGAUAAAUCAUCACUUAAUGAUCUGUACAAUCAACUGAAGACUCACGAAAGUGAACUCAAUGAAAUGGAAGAAGAAUCAAAGAUGAGUUUGGGAGGUCCGUUGGCUCUUGUGUCCAAAAUGUCUGAGAAAGAAAUUGAAAACGAUGAACCAGAAGAGGAAGAGGGAUUCAUCAUGAAUUCGGAUGAUGAGGCUGUAGCAUUUUAUUCAAAUAAUCGUGUUAAGAAAUUUUACAAAAAGCCAUUCAAUCCGAAGACUAAGCAAGCUGAGGUGAAGAAUAAUCCAAUGAGUAAAGUUAUUCGUGAUGAGAAGAAAAAGGUUGAAAAGGAAGAUUCGAAGGUGUUGGAAGGGAAGGUUGAGAAGAAGUUGAAAGGUGAUGCUGGAGUGGAUUUUCACUAUUGUAAUGGGGCUAACCAUCUAGCUAAUGAUUGCAUGCUGAGGAAGAAGGAUGAGAGGAAGAAUAAGAUAAAGAAUGAGGCGUACUAUGCUGAAAAAUUGGAGGAAGUUCGUGAAAAGACCAAAAAUAUGUCAUUGGUUGCCAGGGGCGAACAAGAAGAAGAUGGAACUUAUCAAAUUUGGUCUUCUGGAUCAGAUGAUGAAGAGAUGCAAAAUCCAACACACAGGGCAAUGUAUGCAAAGUUGGAGGAGGACUCAGAUGAUGAGAAAUACGAACUGAAAGGGAGAUGCUUCAUAUCCAAGACUGCAGACAAAUCUCCAAUGACUACUAAGACUGUUACUUAUUUUGAUUCAAUUAUUGUGUCUGCUAGCAAUGAGGCCAACAAGUUGUCCAUGGAGUUAUUAGAGACAAAAAAGAAAUUAGAUGCGAAAACUAGCAAAGUUGAUUGUUUAGAAUUACAGAUUAAGAACAUAAUGUGUGAUAGGGAAACUUUAGCAAAUGAAAUCAACAUUUUACUAGUACAAAGAAACAUCUACUGUAAUUCUGCCAAGAGGCAAUAUGGCAAACUAACUGAUUUACAUCAUUCAUGCGAAAUAAGUAAAGAGCAAUAUAGAAAAUUAAUGCCUUUUCUAGCAUACGAAAGAGCUAAGGUAGAUAAUGUUUUGCAUGAUUGUGAAGAGAUAAUAGCUAACUUUGACAAGGUUCCUGAUGAUAGAUAUAAAUAUGGGAUUGUCAAAAUUGAUGAAUGUCUGGAUACAAAUGAAUUAGUUGACAUAUUGUCUGUUGUUAAUGUUGUAUCAACAUCUAAAGGGAAAGAAAAUCUUAAGGAUUUGAAAGUUGAGGUUGAAACUGAUAAACCCUCAACUUCGAAAGUUUGUGAUUUGGACUUCGUGGAAAUCAAAGAUAGUCAAAUUGAUGAUAGUGACGAUGAAAAGGAGGAGAUAGUUUUGAAGAAAAAGAAAUCAUCGAAGGGCGCUCAUUUCUUGGAAACUAACACUGUGGUUUAUCCAAAUUUUAAGUGUUCGGAUGAUGUCAUAUUUCCAAACCAAGUCUUCGUCACUACAGGAAAUGUAGAAAAUGUCAAACCAAAGUUCAAGAAGUUAGUUAAAGAAGAUAAUUUGAAAACAACAUAUGACGGGUUCUUCUUAAAUCAAAGCACAGUUGAAAACAACCUCACAAAAAAUUCAUAUGUUUUCAACAGACAAAAACCACAAAGAAAAUGGGUUGAAAAGUCACAGACCGUGAAAGAAGUUUUAGAACCAAUUGUAGUGGAAACUGAAAAACUUGUCAAACUAAACUCAAAAGAAUUCAAAGACCAAGUUGACAAAUUUUCGAAAGAAAACAAUAUUUCAAAACGACAAGCAAGGAAGAAAAUAUUUUGGCAGACAAUUGAGUCUCAAAAGAUGACAAACAAAACCACAAAACAUGUUAAGACUUGUCAAGUCAAAGGAUAUGGGAAAAUCACAAAUGGUCAAUUCACAGUGAAUCGCGUUGCUAAUGUCGAUGGUCUUCAACACAACUUGAUAAACGUAUCACAACUUGUCGUGGGCACUGACAAUCAUGUACUUUUCAAUGAAGAGGGAAGCAUUAUUUUGAAUGUCAACACAAACGAAGUUUUUCUCAAAUCAAAAAGGAAAGGUGAGAUGUUUACAUUGGAUAUCAAUCCAAUUGUAGGCAAACCUGCUAUAUGUCUUCUUUCGAAAGCUUCAUCAGACAUUAGCUGGCUUUGGCAUCGAAGACUUUCACAUCUUAACUUUCGAAACAUCAACAAACUUGUUGUUCAAGAUUUGGCAAGCAACAUAAACAAGGUCAAGGUUCACGUUCUCAGGCUUAAAUCCGACGUUGCACAAAUCAUGAUUGACUUUAUCAAUAAGAUGGAAACAACUCUGAAGAAGACCGUUCGAAAAAUCAAGAGUGAUCAUGGAACUGAAUUUAAGAACAAGGUUCUUGAUUCCUUUUUGGUGCACAAAGGAAUUUCGCAUAAUUUUUCGUCUCCAUAUACACCAUCCCAAAAUGGUGUCUUUGGGAUGAAGUCGUCUCUACUGCAUGUUUUACUCAAAAUAGAUCUUUCAUCCAUCGUCGAUUUAAUAUCACUUCAUACGAAAUUAUUAAUAAUCGAAAACCUAAUGUGA